Messenger RNA from Solenopsis invicta (red fire ant), 1924 nucleotides. Its product is annotated as ribosome biogenesis protein NOP53. The transcript is spliced from 5 exons. Bases 250 to 1626 code for a protein of 458 amino acids. The record is from RefSeq and is a predicted model, not a curated record. Gene Ontology annotation, cellular component: nucleolus. Gene Ontology annotation, molecular function: 5S rRNA binding. Gene Ontology annotation, biological process: rRNA processing; ribosomal large subunit assembly. Lineage: Eukaryota; Metazoa; Arthropoda; Insecta; Hymenoptera; Formicidae.
GAUAUAUCGAAUAUCGAUAAACAUUUCUAUCACGAUCUCCAUAUGUAAUUCUGUUGUGUGAAUAUCACAUGGCAAUACUUAUUUUCUAUAGUUUGGUGUUACACCUAGCAUUUUAAGGGGAGGUACGGAUUCAGGACGCAUACUGAUUUGCUGGUCGGCGGUGGAUUUGGUCGACCGCGUACCCGUUAGCGUGAUUAUAAUAGUGAGAAAAAGCGCAGUUAGGAUUGCUGACACACUCCACCUUUAGAGAUGUUUGACGUCAAAGUUAAGAAGCAUAAAGUUUCAAAGAAGACCAAAAGAUCAUGGAGAAAAUACAGUGAUGUUCAAGAUAUAGAUGCGUUUCUUGAUAAUAACAGAUUAGAAGAACGAUUGGGUGUUCCUUUCUCCGAGCGCACAGAUUUGCAAUUGUUUACAAUCGACAAAACUGCAAUUAAUGCAACUAGAAAUACAACUUCUAAACGUGCUACGAGAUUAGCAUUGAAAAAUAAAGAACCAAGAUGUUUUGUUUCUUUGAAAGCACAUACGUGCGUGCCAGAUCCGAUUUCUAAAAGAAAUCGAGUUAGUGCCAAGAAAGAACGCAUAAAUUCUGUAUUACAACAUGAAAGGGAAAAGAAAAUAAAGAAUAUUUUACAAUUAAAAGAGAAGAAAGCAUUAAAAAAUAUAUUGCGUGCAAAUACUUCAGUGAACUGUUCUGAGAGAGGAGAGAUUAAAGACGACAUAUGGAAUGGCACAAAUAUCUUGUUGCCAGAAACAGUCAUGGAAUGGAUGUCUUCAGACAGUGUUAGACAUACGAUUAAGUAUUUAGGAGUGACGAAAAGAAAAUUACCUUCAUCAUUAGGUAAAAAACCAUCUAUUUUAUCUGCAGUAGAGAUGCCACAUCCAGGAACAUCUUACAAUCCAUCGUACAACGAUCAUCAGAAAUUAUUGAAUGAAGUUGCGAAGAAAGAAUUAGAACUUAUAAAGAAAGAAGAGCAUUUAGACAGGGUCACCACUCGGUUGUUUCAAAAAAUUUCAUUAAAGAAACAAGAAGAGAAUAUGAUGAAAGAAAUGUCAGAAGGUUUGUCAAAGAAUUGCAUCACGUUAAAUUAUAAAUCUGACCAUGAUCAAGAAGAUUCAGCUGAAAAAACAAAUAGUAAAUCUGUAAAGAAUAACAAAAAGACGCUUGUACAAAAAAGGAAACAACGGGAGCAGAAACAAGCAGUUAAAGAACGUACGUUGGUAAAACUUGAGAAGAAAAAAGUCUCUGACAUAUAUAAAUUAAAAGUUCUGCAAAAGGAAAUAGAAGCCAAAGAGAAAAAGCAAGAAUUUUUGCGCCAGAAACGUAUCAAAAAAUAUGAAAGGGAAUCUCUUAUGCCAAAGACAUUGAGUAGGACGAAGUUUGAACCCAUUGAUCCUGAUUUUCAGUUAGCAGAAGAAUUAACUGGCAAUUUGAGGAAUUGUAAACCCUCUAAAAAUUUACUGAAAGAACGAUAUAAAUCGCUUCAACAAAGAAACAUUAUUGCACCAGCCGUCAUAAAAUUGAAACGGGACAAAGCAAAGAUGAAAAAGUUUAUAAAGCCCGAUUAUAAAAUAAACUUAGAUGACAUCGAGAAGUCUACAACCUUUUCCAAUAAAAACAGGAUUUAAUGUCUGAUUCAAUCUAAUACUUUGCCAACAGUGUAGCAAGCACGUCACAGGCGUGCUAAUUCAUCGUAUCUUAUGUUGCAGCGACGUCUCAACUGGUGUUCGAAAUGUGACUGACAUCUAGUUAUUAUGUAACUAACAGUUGAAUUUCUGGUGACAAAAAUGUUGUGAUGUGUAUUUAUAAUUUUAUACGGGCUGAAAAUAAUCAACCAAUUUUGAGAAGUUAAGAUUAAUUUUUACUGUAUUGUGUAUGUAAAAUGCUUACCAAGCAAAAUAUAUGAAGAUGGCCUUCAAGACAUAA